UUGCACCUUGUUGUCCAUGAAUUUUGUGGUGCAGUUGAAAUUCCCUUCGUAUUUCCCUACAUCAGACAAAUAAUAAAUGAUAAAAUAAGUGAUAAAAUAAAUAAUAGUAAAAUGCCUCAUUUCAGUACAAAAAACUAUAAAGUAAACGAAAAAUGCCAAAUGCCAAUUUAUAUGCGUUUAGCCGAACAAUUAUGUCCACACACGUGCGCAAUGUGUUGCAAAACAAGAAAGUUCAACUGCAGAGAUGUUGCACAAUGCGAAAAUUUCUCGCAAGAAAUGUGCAGAAUGCCUUCUCUCGGUAAAAUAGCAUUAGAAUUUUGCCCACAUACAUGUGGACUUUGCGAUUUGCCUGGUGCUGGCGGUGAAUGUCCGGACAGUAUUGAUGGAUGCGAAAGUUUAAGGGGAUUUUGCCAACUUGACUCGAUUAGAAAUAUUUGCCAGAGAACGUGUAUUUCACGCGCUUCUUCACAGUCCAGUGGCUGCGCUGAUGCACACGUUGACUGCCCGUUAUAUCGCCAUCUUUGCAGCAUCGGUGAUUAUGGAAUUGUGAUGAGAACACAAUGUAGGCGAACUUGUCGCCAUUGCUAA
Messenger RNA from Dracunculus medinensis (Guinea worm), 588 nucleotides. The record is from the annotation of a GenBank genome assembly. Lineage: Eukaryota; Metazoa; Nematoda; Chromadorea; Rhabditida; Dracunculidae.